ACAAUUACACAUUUUUAGUUCUGUUUUUUAUAAAGGAAGUAACGAUAAUGAUAAUGAAUGGCCUUCUGAAAGGAACAUUUUUUUUUAAAAUGACUGCGAUUAACAUGAUUAUCAUUCUUAUAUGCUGGGAUGCUUUCAUUAAGAAAUGUCCAUUUGUAUGCUCGGAAUGUGAUGGGAUCUACAGCUUCAAGCCGUGCUGCGUUGGGGAAAAGUGGGACGAAUCUCUUCAACGAUGUGCGAAGUGCCCUCGGGGUUGGUACGGAGAAAACUGCAGUCUAGAAUGUGACAUUCCAUAUUAUGGAUAUCGUUGUUCUACAGGAAAAUGUUCUUGCAAUAGAAUUAGCUGCAAUAUAUCAAGCGCCUGUUCAAACGUGAAAGAUAAGAAGAUCAAAGAAACCAAGCCGAGUGAAAUGUCGAUAACAAGAACAAAGACAACAACAGCAAAAACGACAAGGAAAUCAACAACAAUGACAAAUGCAACAGAGGAACUUGAAAAUACUGCAGAGCUAACGACACUGGAGGGCACUACAAGUUUAUCAAAAACAGAAAAGAAUAUCAUAUCAAACAAAUUGAUACCUAGUUUCGCUAUUUCAUUCCUUGUAUUGGUGUUUGGUCUGCUAUGUUGCUAUAUUCGAGCCAAAAUAUUCUAUUCCUGUAAAUCAAAGGUAGAAGUCGCAGAGAACCGUUUGGAGUAUGGUAAUAACUACAUGGAUACGACAGAAAUGCCUGUAUAUGAGAAUCUUAAUGAUAUUCGUAUUUAUGACAUUCCACAUCAUAAUGAUUGUGACUCUUCAGGUGGUUCUUGGAAAUCGUCAUUACCUCCACAUGAAGGCGACUAUGAUGAUAUUGCAAAUGUGAUGCAUAUGCAAGGUGAAGAUAACAAACAGUGAUCAAUCUCAUAACUCCUAUAAGCAAUACAAAGUAGAUAGUUGGGCAAACACGGACCCCUGGACACACCAGAGGUGGGAUCAGGUGCCUGGGAGGAGUAAGCACCCCCUAUUGACCGGUCACACCCGCCGUGAGCCCUAUAUCCUGAUCAAGUAAACGGAGUUAUCCGCAGUCAAAAUCAGUGUGCCAACAACGGCUUAACAAUCGGUAUGAAACACGUCAGACAGCAUUUAACCCAAUGCAAGGUUGUAUUGACGAGCUAGAUCGUUAUAACGACCAUAGAAUUUACGAAAUGCUGACUUCAAUCGAGACUGCUGAAAUCCCUGUACCAUCAACUUGUUUGUCAGUAACUUACCUCGAUUUAAAAACUGACUAUACGCAGAUAUAGUCAUAUAUGAGAGCAUGUUAUGUGUAUCAUCAAUUUUUUCAACCGAGGCAAGCUUGUGUCAAAUAAGUUAAUGUUACAGGGGUUUCAACUGUCUCGUUUAAAGUCAGCAUUUUGCAAAUUCUAUGGUCGCUAUAAUGAUCAUAUCUACAGGUAUAACUUGUCGCUAGGUUGAAUGGUGUCUGAAAUGUUUCGUACCAAUUGUUAGACCUUUAUUUACGCACUGAUUUUGACUAUGGAUUACUUCGCUUACUUAAUCAAGAUAAAGGGUUUAAGGCUGGUAAUACUGGUUCAAAGGUUUCUAGACACCUGAUCCCACCUCUGGUGUGUCUAGGGGUCCGUGUUUGCCCUACUCCUAUAUUUUUUAUUCUUUAUGAAAUAGAUCACAGUUCGUUAUCUUCACUUUUUCCUUGCAUCCGUUUCAACAUGAAAGCUGAUAUUAUGAUAUUAUGUUUUGUAGUGUAAUUAGAUAUAAUUUUUUACUUUCUGUUAUGAGACGGAAGACGAGAUUUUGUAAAAAAAAAAAAAAUGGGAACGAAAUGUUCAUAUACAUUAAAAUUUCUUAUUUCUAUAGAACCAUGAUUCAGGAGACCAAACACCCAUAUUGUCAGUUUGCAAUGCGGUACAUGCAUGUGUUACUAAUGCCUUUCACAAGACAAAAGUAACAUUCCACGUAGGAUAUCAUUUUUUGAAUAGUAAAGCAAUUCUUGUUUGGAUAUAAAUUGGUAUUCAUGAACACCAUCACUUCAAUAGCAGCAUGUUAUCUCAUUUGAUCGCCAGAGCGUGUAAAGUUUUGGACGAGGCUUCUGGUAGAUUUCAAUGAAACUCGUUUUCUUUUGUUCUUAGUGACCAAUUAUAUUGAACGAAUAGCAUACAUAUCUAGAUUGCUUAUUGAAACGUUAGACAAAUCAUUGAGAGGUAUGACAAAUUCUCGAGUGCUAUUUCCACAUGGUUCUUCAUGCAAACAGACAUGUUGCUUCUGUGCAUGGUAUUUAGGCAUCACAAAUUUAAAUAUGUAUACGUAUCGUGCAACGCAUUGUUUAUAUAGGAUCUUGAAAGUGAGACAAAGAUUUGAUUAUUACAUAUAAUUAGUAACACGUUUUCUUUAUAACCUAAAUUACUGGGUGUCAAAACUUUACUAAUUUUUAUGUUGAAGUAAUGUGAAACGAAAAACAAAUUGAAAUUACGUUAAGUAGAUUCUU
Ostrea edulis (European flat oyster) is the source of this 2475-nucleotide messenger RNA. RefSeq lists its product as uncharacterized. Lineage: Eukaryota; Metazoa; Mollusca; Bivalvia; Ostreida; Ostreidae. The record is from RefSeq and is a predicted model, not a curated record. The coding region runs from base 48 to 890 and encodes 280 amino acids. The transcript has 4 exons.